Messenger RNA from Camellia sinensis, 2097 nucleotides. Its product is annotated as (-)-germacrene D synthase. The record is from RefSeq and is a predicted model, not a curated record. Gene Ontology annotation, molecular function: magnesium ion binding; terpene synthase activity. Gene Ontology annotation, biological process: diterpenoid biosynthetic process. NCBI's taxonomy places the organism in Eukaryota, Viridiplantae, Streptophyta, Magnoliopsida, Ericales, Theaceae.
UCUUUGGUCCAGAGUUUGGGAGUAAAGGGUGCUCUUGUUCAAUCCCAUUUUCUCUUAUCUUUCAAAAGAAGCCGCAAAAUAAAAAUAAAACAUGGAAUCAUGUAUUCAUGCUUUGCCUAUUCCAGAUUCAAUCAAAAAUAUUGUACCAGAGGUUACUCGUCGAUCUGCGAAUUUUCAUCCUAGCAUUUGGGGAGACGAUUUCCUUGCAUAUGCCUCUCAUGCCGUGGAAGUAGAUGUUAACAUGGAGCAACAACUCCAACAGCUGAAAGAAGAAGUGAGAAAAAUGCUCCUGGCAGCUGUUGAUGAUCAGCCUUCACAGAAACUGAACUUCAUCGAUGCAAUCCAACGCCUAGGCGUGUCUUACCAUUUCGAAACUGAGAUCGAGGCAGCUUUACAGCACAUAUAUGAAACCUAUUAUGAUCACCAUGAUGACAAAGCCAAUGGUGAUCUUUAUACCGUUGCUCUCUCGUUUCGCUUAGUUAGACAACAAGGACAUCCUGUCUCUUGUAAUGUGUUCAACAAAUUCAAGGACAACAAUGGCAAAUUUCAUGAAUAUGUAAUUGGUGACGUACAAGGAAUGCUAAGCUUGUAUGAAGCUACACAUCUCAGGAUGCGAGGAGAAGAGAUACUAGAUGAAGCACUGGUUUUUACCACCACUCACCUUAAGUGUGCAAUACUUAACUUGAGCAAUCCUCUUAAAGAACAAGUAAUUCAUGCUCUGAAUCAGCCCAUCCAUUAUGGCUGCACAAGGAUAGAGUCAAGCCAUUACAUAUUCUUCUAUGAACAAGAUGAUUCCCAUAAUGAAGUUCUACUGAAUUUUGCCAAAUUAGAUUUCAACCUAUUGCAAAAAACACACCAGUGGGAGCUAAGCGAAAUCACAAGAUGGUGGAAAGAUUUGGACUUUGCAAAGAAACUACCUUUUGCAAGAGAUAGAUUGGUGGAGUGCUACUUCUGGAUAUUGGGAGUAUACUUUGAGCCCCAAUAUUUUCUAGCUAGAAGGAUACUAACCAAAGUAAUCGCCUUGACUUCCAUUAUUGAUGACAUCUAUGAUGCCUAUGGUACCUUGGAAGAACUUGAACUCUUCACUGACGCAGUUGAGAGGUGGGAAAGCAGUGCCUUAGAUCAACUUCCAGAAUACAUGAAGCUGUGUUAUCAAGCACUACUAGAUGUGUACAAUAUGAUUGAUGAAGAGAUGAGCAAGCAAGAAAGAUCAUAUUGCGUCCACUACGCAAAAUCUACCAUGAAAAUUUUAGUUAGAGCAUACUUUGAAGAAGCCAAAUGGUUUCACCAAGGCUAUGUUCCAUCUAUGGAAGAGUAUAUGAGUGUUGCACUAGUAACCAGUGGUCACCCAAUGCUUGCAACCACUUCGUUUGUGGGCAUGGGAGAAGUGGCGUCCGAAGAGGCCUUUGAUUGGGUGUCAAAUAAUCCUUUAAUUGCUCAAGCUUCGUCAGCGGUUGGCAGACUCAUGAAUGACAUGGUUGGCCACAAGUUUGAGCAAAAGAGAGGUCAUGCAGCCUCGGCAGUUGAAUGCUACAUGAAACAACAUGGCGCAACAGAAGAAGAAGUGCUUGUUGAAUUUCGUAAGCUAGUUACAAAUGCAUGGAAAGACAUAAAUGCAGCAUACCUUCGCCCAACUGCGGUCCCAAUGCCUCUCCUGUUGCGAAUAGUCAACCUUACACGAAUGACACAUGUUAUAUACAAGGAUGAAGAUGGUUACACCCAUUCUGGAACCAGGGUCAAAGCUUUUGUAACCUCUGUGCUCGUCAAUCCUGUGCCAACCUCAACAUCAAAAUCGUUCCAUCCUUCACGGAAGUGAUUGAUUCCCUAGAAGGCGGGGAUUAACUUGUUUCCUGAAAGCAUUAUCUGAAAUUAUUUGAAGGGACAUUUUUCAACAGGCCUCUUAAUGUAAAAGUAUAGUAGAAUAAGUCCCACAAAAGAUAUCUUUAAUGGGAUUGGAUGUUACUUAGAUGUGUUUUUUUUUUUCGUAAAGUUAUUUUCUUAUAUGUGGAUUUCCCUGGUUACAUUGUGUUUCGAGAUUAGGUUAGAGUCAAUGUACUCUUUUUAUCUAUUAAAAUUGGUGGUGGAGUUUUUGUUAAA